UGCGUUACACCCAUCAAGAAUAACAACGACGUUCUUUCUCCUCAGUUCACUUCUUCAGUCUACUCCGCCAUGUGGAUCACUCGUGGAAUCUCACUCAUCAACUUCGGAGUUGCCUCUUCAGCGUUGGCAUUCCAAGUCUUCGUCCUAUACCCGUGGCACCACCAGCUAGACGAUGAGUUCAAAGCCUUGAAAAAGGAACACUACCGCGUACUGCAGCAGCUCAAUCUACAGAAGCCCCUGCUGGAACAUAAAUGA
Penicillium crustosum is the source of this 255-nucleotide messenger RNA. RefSeq lists its product as uncharacterized. The annotation marks the transcript as partial. The record is from RefSeq and is a predicted model, not a curated record. The transcript has 2 exons. NCBI's taxonomy places the organism in Eukaryota, Fungi, Ascomycota, Eurotiomycetes, Eurotiales, Aspergillaceae.